AUGCCCAAGUUUUACCCCUCCCUCUCCAGCGAUCUGGCCGAAUGGCUUCUUGCACAACCGCUGUUCUUCGUCGCCAGCGCCCCAAUCGCGGGUGCUCACGUCAACGUAUCUCCCAAGGGCCUCCCAUCUCACUCGCUCGCCAUAAUCAACCAGAACCAGGUCGCCUAUCUGGACGCCACGGGCUCCGGCUGUGAGACAAUCUCGCACAUCUAUGAGAAUGGCCGCGUCACGCUUAUGGCGUGCAGUUUCGGCACCUCGCCACGCAUCAUGCGCCUCUUCUGCACGGGCCGCGUCGUCGAGAGGAACAGCCGUCAGUUCGACGAGUGGGUGGCCAAGACCGGCAUCAAGGAGGGCAUCAAGGCGUGCAGAGCCGUCAUAGUCCUUGAUGUUUUCAAAGUUCAAACAUCAUGUGGUUACGGUGUCCCCGUCCUGUCGCCCAAGGGCUCUCCGCAGGAGCAUGCGGAAGAUGAUGUCGAGUCCGACGCCGCAGCCAAGUACUGGGAGGACCGCGACACGAUGUCCAACUGGGCAACCAAGAUGCUCGCCAAGGACGGCGCCAUUCAGGGCUACCAGCGCCAGAACAACAGCUACAGUCUGGACGGGUGUCCCGGUUUGAAGUCUGCACGCAAGUCUUGCGGCGAAAUCUUGAUGCUGGGGGACGUGAGGGCACGUACUAGGCGGAUGGUGGUGGGAGAGUGGGGCGCGGUAGUGCUAGGCGCGGUGUUAAUGUUGCUGGGCAUCAUGAUGGCGAGGGCAGCAGGGCUGGUAGACAUUACCGUAAAGAUGUAA
Messenger RNA from Lasiodiplodia theobromae, 789 nucleotides. RefSeq names its product Pyridoxamine phosphate oxidase. The record is from RefSeq and is a predicted model, not a curated record. Lineage: Eukaryota; Fungi; Ascomycota; Dothideomycetes; Botryosphaeriales; Botryosphaeriaceae. The transcript has 2 exons. Bases 1 to 789 code for a protein of 262 amino acids.